Messenger RNA from Lactuca saligna, 1441 nucleotides. NCBI's taxonomy places the organism in Eukaryota, Viridiplantae, Streptophyta, Magnoliopsida, Asterales, Asteraceae. The record is from the annotation of a GenBank genome assembly.
AUGAACUCCUUAUUUAAUGCGUGUUCCACGGCUUUAUUUGCAAGGACGACUAGCACUCUUGUGGCAAGGUGUUUGGAGGUCACCUGGAGAAGAAGAAUCAACAAUCAUUCUGCAAUUACAGUUGCAGAAAAUGGAUUUCUUUUGACAAGAUUUCGUGCUAGUUGUUACUCCACUAGUAAAGCCAAAGGUGUUGGUAAAUCAAAGACAAAGAACUCGGAUUCUAAACCUGUGAAGAUGAUGGGUGAAGAGAAGAAUGCUUUUUUUGUUGUUCGAAAAGGCGAUCUUGUUGGUGUUUACAAGAACUUAAGUGAUUGUCAGGUUCAAGUUGGAUCUUCGGUAUGUGAUCCUCCUGUUAGUGUGUAUAAAGGCUACACAAUGCCUAAAGAAGCUGAAGAUUAUAUGAUUUCUUGUGGGCUUAAGAAUGCACUUUAUUCCAUUAGAGCUGCAGAUUUAACAGAAGAGCUAUUUGGGAAUCUUGUGGCAUGUCCUUUUCAGCAACCGCAUUUUACCUUAGGAGAACCUUCAAGUGAUCAUUUGUCCAAAAGAAGGUUUCAGGAAGUUUUAGGAUCACAAACAGGGGAAGCAUUUGGAUUGACACCCAUGUCAAGUGAUUCUGCAAGGAAGCAUGCUAAGUUGGAACAUCUUGCAACUCAAGCUCUGUCUACUACUCGUACUUGUAUUCUUGAAUUUGAUGGUGCGUCAAAAGGAAACCCUGGACAAGCAGGGGCAGGAGCUGUUUUAAGAACCGAUGAUGGGAAUUUGAUUUGUAGAUUGCGUGAAGGUUUAGGAAUAGCAACAAAUAAUGUUGCUGAAUAUCGAGCUAUGAUUCUAGGGUUAAGAUUUGCUCUUAGCAAAGGGUUUACAAGUAUACGAGUGAUGGGUGAUUCCAAACUUGUUUGCAUGCAGGUUCAAGGUCUAUGGAAGGUGAAAAAUCAAAACAUUAGCAAGUGGUAUGAAGAAGCAAAGAAGCUUAAAGAUAAAUUUCUAUGUUUCCAGAUCGAUCAUGUUUUAAGGGACUUGAACUCAGAUGCAGAUGCUCAAGCAAACCUAGCUGUGGAUCUUGCAGAUGGUCAGAUUCAAGAAGUUGAUUCAUAGUUGAAGACUACAUUUCUUACUACAAAUUUAUCCAUAACCCCAAAUGUCAUACAAAUGAUCAAGAAUUAUUAAAGUCUGUUCAUUUUUUUUUUGGAGAUUUUAAUGAUUGUUUUUCUAAGUUAGCUUCUAUUUUUGAGAUUAUGGGGGGUAUUUUGGUAAUUGGUGCGACUCUCAUGAUUAGUGCAUGGAAAAACAUGUGGAGGGUUGUGAAAUGUAAGGUUCAUAGAGACUGAAAUGUAUUUGUUAAGAUUAUAACCUAAUAUUUUAGCUUGGUAUAAGGUAGUAUCUAUAUACCACUAGACAUGUUUACUAUUUGAAUUUAAAUUUAAAUUUAGGUUUUACUCAA